AUGCGAGGAGCUCCUGCAGAGCUGACGUUGUCGCUCCUUUGUCACCUGAGUCACCUCCGUGCCACACGUGUCACCUCCGUCGAUGCGUCCGCUCCAGCGAGGCACGUGUGGCUCAGUGGCGCCCAGGCGGAGAUCUGCCUGCAGCGCGAGGCGCACCUCGCGUGGCUGAAGCGAGGCUUCACCUCGCUGCCGCCCAACUUCGCCGGUUUGGAUGCUUCGCGGCCGUGGUUCGUCUUCUGGAUCGCCCAUGCGAUGGAAGUCUUGGGCGACUUCGAUGAUCAUUGGGCACCCAAGGUCGCCUCCUUCCUGAGCCACUGCCAGGACCCCACGGGUGGCUUCGCCGGCGGCCCCUCACAGCUGCCACACUUGGCGCCCACCUACGCGGCGGUCUCCGCGCUCAUGGUCGCGGGGACGGAGGAAGCCUACCAGGUGGUCGAUCGCGCUGCCAUGUACGACUUUCUCAUGCGGAUGAAGAGCCCAGAAGGUGGCUUCAAAAUGCACGACGAGGGCGAGACCGACAUGCGCGGCUGUUACUGCGCGAUCGCUGUGGCCUCCAUGUUGCACAUCUUGACCGAUGAGCUCAUGGAGGGCAUUCCGGAGUACAUUUGCAGAUGUCAGACCUGGGAGGGCGGUAUUGCCGGCGAGGAGGGCUUAGAAGCCCAUGGUGGAUAUUCCUACUGUGGCCUUGCGACACUGUGCAUUGCAGGGAAAGCAGACGCCCUGGAUUUGCAUGGCUUCCUGAAGUGGGCCGUGCACAAGCAGAUGACCCAUGAGGGUGGCUUCCAGGGCAGAGCGAACAAACUGGUGGAUUCCUGCUACUCUUUCUGGCAGGGCGCCAUCUUCCCCCUGCUGCACGAAGCCUUUCGGCAAGGCGGCAGCGAAAAGGUGCCCUUGCCCAAAGACCACUGCUGGUUUGCCCCGGAGCCACUGCAGAUGUACCUCCUCUUGGCGUGUCAACAUCCGGCGGGCGGGUUGAGAGACAAGCCCAACAAAUCAGCGGAUUUCUAUCACACCUGCUAUGCCUUGAGUGGUAUGGCCGUGAGUCAGUAUGACGUGUCCAACCACACUCCACUGCUGGGAGAUCUCGGCUUUGACGCCCCAACCAUUGAGGAGAACCUCACUGAGAUGGGCGCAGGCAGCGGUAGGCCGCAGCCGAAUGAGACGAACGACCUGGAGAGCGAUUCCUGGUGGUUCGAAGGGGUGGUUUGGGGCUUUUGGUGGCGCACCUAUGGCCUGAGCGAUGAAGCCCCAUGGUUUGGAACUCCCGACCUGCCAGGAAGGUUGAGAGUUGAUGGUGGAUGGGCCGGCUACUUCAUGGACGGCAUCGGGGUUCAAGCCUUUGGGAGCUGGUGGCCUUGGGUGGCAUGCUUCGUCAUGAUCACCUUCAUCACAGGGAUUCUCGGCAUCCUGACGUACAGCCUCCAUACUUUGACUGGCCCUUGCAGGGCAUUAGGCAGCGGAGUGCAAGCACUCCUCGGUGUUUGCUGUUGCAGACGACGUGAUAGCGUCGAAGCACACCUGCCAAGUGCCCGGCCCUUGAUGAGUGACAUUGAAUGGCAUGGACCUCGAACUGGGUGGCCCACGGAGACCAGGUACCUCCAGCAGCGCUUGAAAGGGCGCGGAAGUCGAAGGCGCUUGAACGAUGUGGUUGUUCGGCGUGGUGGGCAUGUCGCCCGGUUGCUGCAGGAGGAGAGCAUGUUGCGGAGGAUCGACAGUGACGGCCUUCGCGUGAAGUUCAGCGGAGUUUCAGGAUGCACUUCACGGCAGUUCCGCCGUGAACUGGAAGAAGCAGGAGAAGUUCACCUUUGUCGACAACUUGAAUGCCGAGCUGAACACACCCUGCACAUCCAGGAGUUCGCGGGAGUUGAUCAUGAAGCACUGUUGGACCUGCACCGCUACGCCCAUGGCUCACCACGUUGGCUCAUUGGGUUACUGGGACGUGGCCUAUGGCGAGCUUUUGGAUUGGUGGCCAGGCUCAUGCGAUGCUGCUGCAGGUUGUGCUGUGCGAGAAAGGCGAACCGAGUCAUUCGUGACGAAGAUGGCCAUGAACGGCUCCUUGACCCCGAUUCGGAGUCGGAAGCGGAGGGGGAUGAGUCAUCAUGCCAAGGAGUCCGAAUUGGGCUGGUGAUUGAUGGUGAGAUGCGCCCCUUGGCACCUGAUGGAUGCAGCGACAUGGCGACGCAGGAGGAGACGACCCUACUUGAUGAGGACAUCGAGGCCCAAGAGAGAGUCCCUGAGGAGGCAAGUGAGAGAAGGGCGAGCCAAAGCAAGAAAGAGAGUGGAAUGGCGCCUAUGAGAUCUUCGUCGGUUGACCUGGGGAAGGUGAUGAUCCCGUCCCCGCCCAGAGGCACGCUAGAUCAGGAGGACGUCAUGGGCAAGCCCGUCUGGGUGAAGAUCAAGCUCAACUACACGGAUGAGAAAGCGGUGUGGGUCAUGUGCCUGGGGGAGCUGGUGGGCUAUAUACCUGGCGGAGUCCGAGGAGAUCGAAAGCUUGAGAUAUUCAUCAAGUUCCUUGAGGCCACCAUCAUCGUCGACCCCAAGUACCUGGACGACCUGACGGAGGUGAAGAAUGUGGAGGAUGUCGAGCCGGAGAAGGCCCAGCACCUCAUCAGAGAAGUGCCACAAGAUGCAGCGGGGAUAGGUCUGGAUGUCAAAGGCUACAUCGUCCCGGAGCACCUGGUGCAGCGCCUACGUUCCUGGGAAGGUCGGGUUGUUGAGGGUGGAAAGCGAUUGAAUCAGUCGCAAAUUGAUCACGCCAAGAAGAACAUCUCCAACUUGGUACGCAGGCAUUGUGCUGGGUACAUCAAAGGUGAGAUCUGGCCCAGCUGGCCGGCGGAGGCAGAACUUGGCAUGGACCUGCAGGUCCGUGGCCGUACGGAGCAUCCACCCCUGGUGACUUCGGAGGAGACGCGGAGAAGAUCCCGCAGUAGGAGUCAUAGCCUGGCCAGGAUCAUGAAGGAGGAGGACGAGCGGAAGCAGAGAACAGAGCACGAGGUGGUUGCGGACGCAGAGACCGAGGACCUGACCGGCGAGGGCAUCGUGGAGGCUUUUGUCACGGCAACGACCACAGGGCAGACGCACCAAGAGGCCAUGGACACGGUUCAGAUGAUCUUUGAAGCGGACGCUCCGACCAUACAGGGAGUGCUGAGGAACUACAUCCGCAAGAACUGUGGCAAGCAGAAUGAGCAGGUUGAGGUGGCGAUCAAGAUUCUGAAGGGCACGAACAACCAGAGCACGAGUGUGAGCAAGGACGACAACACCUUACAGGGAGCUCAGUUGGACAGACCCAAGCCUAUGGAGAGGAAGCCCACCUCCUUCUCGGACAAGCUUUUCCCACAGCAGUAUGGCAUCAUGAAAGAUGAUGGGAGCCUCAUCCGUCCAGCUGGCAGCCCAGAUGGGAAGAACCCCCUGACCGCGAAUGACGGCGUGGUGGGACAACUGUUCGGACUUGGUGGGAGGCUGGAUGACACUUCGACCCGUGCUGGAGCAGGAGGUGAUGACGAAGACGGCCAAAUGGGAGCCCGGGUAGUACACGCAUUGGAGGGCAUCCGGAAGGCAACGGAAGGUGACAAGAAGGGCAGCCCGGGAACAAGGAGCUCCAUUGGUUCCGAGGAGAGCUUAGAUGUCUACCUUGCACGUGGCUGCAACACGUUGACCGUGGAGGUGUGCCCCGACGUCACCGGCAAGGAGCUCUUCGACGCCUUGAAGAGAGCAUGUUCCCACGCCAAGGCAAAGCUGCAGCAGAUCGAAUGGCCAUGCUUGGUGACGAACGGCAUAGCUUAUGGACUGGCAGCGAUGCAACAUGGCGGAAAGGAUCAUACCACUUUGGCUCCAUGGCAGCUUAGUGUGGCGCAUGCGGUGACGGCCAAGCCAAGAGACUUCGACCAGUACGAGGCCCCGAAGGACGACAAGAUUGAGCCCAAGCCGAGAUACCCCACACACUUUGCAACAUGGCUGAAGCAGGCGCGGAACGAGAUCAAGAUGUUGGGUUCAGUUUUGGGCCUGGAGCACAAGAAGGAGAGACUCAAGGCCUUGGACCAGAUCGAGCGGGCACACGAACAAGACUCAGAUGUUUGGCCGGAGAACUACUGCUACAGCUUGUGGGAGGAGCUCAAAGUAUGUGCACCAAGGCAAGCAAGAGCUUUGAAGGGCAUCAUCUACAGCCAGUUGCACCACAAGCGCCAAGCGCCCAAGGUGGGUGGCGAUCAACCUCACCCUGACGGAGACAGCCAAGGAGGUGAUGCGGGCGGCGAUGAAGAUCGAGUUGGCCGAGGACGUGACCGCGCGGGUGACAAGGACAAGAAGAAGAAGGAGAAGGAGCGCGAUGAGAAGAAGGCAUUCCCUGCUGGCAAGAGGCUUAGACCCAAGGCAGCUGAGUCAGUGAAACACGGACCCAGGACGAAGGAGGGCAAGCCCAUUUGUUGGGAUGGAGCUACACACAUGGGAUGCAGCAGGGGCAAGGAUUGCAACCACGCCCACCAACCCAUCACCACGACGAAGGGGCUGCAUUGGACCGUUUUGGCACAGCUGAUCCGACGUGGUGGGCUGAAGAGUGGCCCUAUGAUCCAACCGGGACAAGUUGAUGGACGCAUCGCUCAACUUCGGACGCAGGCGAAGGCGGAGCAUGACGAGAAGGUGAAGGACGGCGUCCAGAAGCAGGGUUGGCUGCCCCCGGAAGAGUAUGAGGGGGUCCAAUACACUCAGUUGGAGGAUGAGCUGAGGGAGCUGACACGUGGCCCAGACGCACAUUGGCUCAAGGACCCAAUGCUCGAACCCGGGCACAAGGGCUACACGACUUGGGACAGACGAGUCAAACACCCCGAAGCCCUUCGAAGGCUGAAGGUCCUCGAAGAGAUGGAGAAGGCGGGGACGUUCGCAAGGCUGAACCAGUGGUCCAGCUACCUUCAGUCUCACGUGCGGGGGAGGAUGCUGAAUGCAGUCAUUGAAAAGCAGGAGAUGACGGUCGACGAGGUGCUCCUCGAGGCAACCGAGAAGGGAUGCCCAGAACUCGCACAAGAAGCUGAGAAGGUCCUCAAUGAGGAGCGUUCAGUGGGUUGGAUCGACGAUGAGAAGCAGGCCUGGAUCAGUGCACCUACCUGGUACAAGGACAAGGGCUAUGGUGAGGGCAAGUUCGAAUUCCAAUGUGGAGACAGGCGCAUCAGCUGGCGCUAUCUGGACUACAAGGACAAGCUCCCCGUCUCGGACGAGCUGGCCAGUGCGUUGGGGCUACAACCUGGAGAAGAUGAAGAGAGGCAAUGUCUUGUGCUUCAUCCAGCAGCAGGCAUCCUAUUAUGGGAAGGCGACUGGGACCCGGAGCGCAGGCCAACCAUCGAGGAGGUCAAGCAGAAAGCGCAAUCUUUCAGGGCAGGCCUUUGGGAUGAAGCUGCAAGAGCAGUCGCAGAACUAGGUGACCCAGCGCCGUGGAUUGGAGCACGUGAAGCUGAAAUUCGUGGCUACGCCCAUGACUGUCUUCGAGCAAAUCAUGACAAGGACUACAGGCUCUUCCAGGCCUUCGUGCUGGACGAACUUCGUGAGGUCACACUCCAAUGCUGGAGGCUGAAUUGCCGCGGACAAUUCCAGGUGGACCACCUCGUGGGGAGCCAGCCAGGCAGUGAGGGGCAGAUCAUCCCAUUCCUGAUCCAUGGUGGUCACAUCCGGCUUCUCGUACCGAAUGAGAAGGAAGAACCAAUCAAGGUGGCGGCUGAGCUAACCCUCAACGGGCAGGUGGACAGAGAAUGGCAAUGUGAAGGUUGUUGGGAGUUCCUUGCAAAUGAGGACACAGCUGCCCCCCUCGUGCCGGGAAAACGACCCAAGUGCCCUAGAUGCCUUGACAACAACCCCAAGCAGGGAAAGGGUCAGCCGCAGGUGCCAUGGAGCUUCAACGAACACCCGGUGGACACCCAGGAGCUGAUCUUGAUGGGAGCACGGACGCCCUUGAAACACCGACCUUCGUUCGCCUAUGGAGUGAGGGUACAAGAGGUCUUUGCUGGUUCAGGGACGUGGACCCAGGCGAUGCGAGAAGCAGGCAUGGCGGCCAACGAGCCGGUCGAACUGUUUGGAGACCCCCUUCAAAAGCAGGACAGACGCAGCCACUUCGACUUGAAGGACGAGGCCGUGGCCAACUAUUACCUCCAAGCAGCUGCUGAACUCCCGGGACCAUCCACAGCGAAUGUCUGGGAAUUUGGAACUCCCUGCACAAGCUACUGCGACUUCAACAUCCUGAAUGGAGGAACACGUAGCUUCACUUCGCCUGAAGGGGGCCCAGAUCCGACGAAGAGCGAGGAGGAGGGUAACUACUUCUGCGAGCUCACCUGCCGGAUGUGUGAGCUGCUCUAUGCCCAUGACAAGGAGUUCGUGCUCGAGUCCUCGAUGCCUUCAGGGAGAUAUCCCAAGAUUUGGGAUCAACCAGCCGUUCAAAGGCUACAACAAUCGACUGGAGCUCUCAUCGUGCCGACCCACUUGUGCGAAUGGGGUGCAGCACCCAGCGACAGGCCAGAGAUGAGAUACAAAAAGGGCCAGUGGAACUUAGUGUCACCUGGCCUAUACCUCCACGCAUUGUUGUUGUCACGACGCUGCCAGGGCAAUCAUAGACACAUGGAUGUCAAGGGCGAGUCGGACAUUCCAGGAGUUCCUCGAACCCGUCGCGCACAAGUAUACCCUGGACGCCUCUGCAAAGGAUGGGCACUCGUGGUGCAGGCGGCCUAUGCCGGUUGGGACACAAUACAGGUGGCGCAAGCGCUGGAGGUCAUACAGAAGGACAAUGGCCGAGAAGGGGCACUCCCACACAGAACAGCGAGCAGAGCACAAGACUCGAAAGCCCACCCAUCUUCUUCCGCUUCUUCAUCAACUAUGACGUCGACGUCGGGAAAGACAGAUCAGCCAGCUCGCUCGACUUCCUACAGGACAGAUGGACACUGCGGUAGUGCAGAGUACUCUGAGUUCCACGGAGGCUCUCAACUUCUUCGUGGGCACCAUUGCGGCAGCGUUGGAGAGAGCGAGUUCGCUCACGGAAUUCCUGUUCCCCCAGAAGAAGAGCCUUUGGAAGAGGAAGAAGAGGAGGAGGAGACCCUGAGCGACGCCGAUCGGCGCAUGAACCCGCGAGACGAGGCAGCAGUGAUGGCCAGGCUCAUCCCGAGAGAGGUGAACCCAGGAGAAGCAGCGGCGCCGGUGCGACCCUACGAGGGAGGCAUCAACGUCUUCGGGCCACCACGACCGCUGGAGGGCAUCAACGGGCGCUCUGAGGACUGGUGGGACUAUCAGGAGGACACGCUCUUCCUUGUUCGCCAUCAUGUGAUGCCCAGGAGAUCUAUGUUUGGGUCGCACUAUGGUGAUUGGGUGGACUGCCCAGUGUCAGACCACCUGAUCCGUAGUGAUCGCCGGACCUGGAUGUACCCCCAGAGGCGGGACCUCUCGGAGGCCGUUCCGCAGGAAAGGGUGUUCUUGGACAACUGGAGAGUUGACCUCGCAAGGUUGCGUGACAUCCCGGAUGCAAUUGAGGCCGAGUAUGCCGACUGGACUGGUGCCACCACGUUCUACCUCUAUGACCCGGAGAUCAGACCGGAGCUGGGGAGGCGCUUCGGGCACGGGCAAGAAGAAGGGGAAGGUGAAGAUCCUGAUUCCGAAGUUGAUGGGGGGCUUCAACCGGUGCUCCCAGAAGGGCGUGACAUGGCGCCGGCAUUCAGGUCACCUCGAGAGUUUCAACCCCCCACGAGGGAGGUGGAAGCAGCGAGGAGGUACUAUCCAGGCGGGGGUGUUUGGGACCCGUGGCAUGGUGGACGCAUUGAGGAGGAGGAAUCGAAUGCCGAGCAAGCCGUGGGGGAAGCAGGGAGCUCCGAUGACCGGCGACAGCGCUCAAGAUCCAGGUCCAGGGGCUUCGCCCCUUCGAGGGGUGACGAUGGCUCGGACAGGAGGGUAGGCUACCUAGCCGCUUCUCAAGUACUGGAGUAUGAGGAGGCGCAAACUUGUGGAUGGUUGGGUCACUGCCUCGAGCCCGACGAGCAAUGCCAGGUUGGCUACAUGGACGACCAGAACUUGAUGGAGGAGCCGCGCGGUGAAGUGCUUGAUCGAGCCCUGAAGUACAUGGAACACUGCAAGAACCACCCAAAGUAUGACACCCAGGUGAUCAGGACAGCAGUCGCCCUCGGUGACGACCUUCUGAGAUCAGCAGGCACCUUGGAAAGGGCAAUGCAAGGUCUUCGUGAAGCAAGGCGUCGAACCAUUGGGGUCCCUACGGCAGGCGCCACUACGAAUGAGGUGCUGGAAUGCUUGGAUGCCAAUCACGCGGACUACCUCAAGGCCAUGAACGCAGGGGGUGUUCGCACACGCAGGUAUUAUCCGCCCAGGAGGCUUAAAGCAGAGCCGUAUCCCUCCGCUGUGGACAACAUCGAGGAGAUGUACCAGAAGGCCUGGAAAGAUGGUCAUUGGGGCAUCGUGCUCUUCGCCUCCGACAAGACGGAAGAAUGUACCCGGAACCUCAUCGAAUGCCCGCAAGGACGAGUCCCGAAGCAGUUACCUGAUCGGAGCAUCAGCACUGAAGGUCGCCCGAUCCACGCCAUGAUGACUGCAAACGCGGCCACCCACAAAUUCCAACACCCGCCAGCCGUGCAGCCGCGCCAUCGCCAGAUUGCCAGGAAGGCGAUCUGGUGGGGAGCCCGCCACCCUGGGAUCAGGUGCCUCAUCGCCAAGCUGGACGUGAGCAGGGCAUUCAAAUGGCAUGAUGUUGCUCCAGAGGACACCUCGGACUUUGGGAGCGCACUUCCUGGAGGCCCAGUUGGAGUUGAAGGGAGGGUGAAGAUGAUCUACGGAGGUCUCCCCUUCGGCUGGUGCGGAGCUCCCGGAGAAUACAUGGCCUUCGCACUGGCAGGAAGAGCGUACCACGAGAACUUCAAGCCCGCGGAUGAGCAGGUCAAUGGUCCGACUCCGUUCUCCUCUGAAUGGCUGAUGGACGAUAGUGUCAUUGUUGAGCCCAUGGUGGGGGUGCGGCCCUGGCAAGCCGUGGAUUCCUUGGGGCAUGCGAUCGAGAAGAUUUGGGGCCAGGCGGCGCUGAACCUGGAGAAGCAGAUUGAGGAGGGCACCCCGGCAACAGAACAGAUCGUAUGGGGCCUGUUCAUGAACGUGGAGAGCAUGACGAUCAGACUGCCCGAGCCCAAAGCCUUGAAGAUGAGAUACCUUUUGGCGCUCCCGGAAUUGCAAUUCGGUGGACGUGAAGUUCACCUCAAAGUUGCUCAGGAGCUAAGGGGACUGGGUCAGUAUGCCGCCAUUACAAUCCCACCUUUGAGGACUGAGCUCAGCGUCAUCGAUCUCUUCCUAUGCCCCAGCAAGUGCGAGGGAGGCUACAUCCGGCCGAACGUGAACGACGAGGACGCAGCGGCCCGAGCCUGGCGGUGCUGGGACGAGAUGCUGGCAUUGCUGAGGCUGUGGUUUGAGACACCCUAUGAGGGCACCUUCGAGUCCACCAUGGAGAGCAUGCUGACCACGAGAGAGCUCCUAGCACUCCCUGGCAUGCGAGAAAGGCUACGUUGGGUGGGAGGCGACGCCACUCCAGAGGUGGCGGGAGCUCUUGAUUGGAAGGCAAAGCACUACAUGCGCGAGGACGCCAAGGAGAUGCUCAAAGCGCUUGGGAAGGUGCCCGAAUUGGCUGAGGAGCCGGAGAUGAAGAUCGCCAUUGCUGAACUCCUCUGCUACGCUGGACUUGCUGCUGCUGAAAGCCAUGGAUGGCACGGCGAACUCGUCGCCUAUGCAACGGACAAUCAAAAUGUCCGCUCCUGGCUCACAAAACGGCAAUCGAAGUGUGCUAUCGCACGCCACAUCAUCCGCAUCCUGGGGAUGUUGGAAGUUCGCUACCACUUCAAGACGGUGGCAUUCUACAUCAGGACCUACCACAAUGUCACCGCCGACUGGUUGAGCAGAGAGACCAAGAAGGUCGUUGAAGACAAGAUGGAGCUGGACGGUUGGACCAAGGUCGACGUGAAGGAGGACUGGGGGCACUACAUCGACGAGUCCGUGGCGGGCAUCUUCAGGUGGCCGGGUGGCGAAGCACUCGGGAGUUUGACCCAAGCGGUGGAUGUGGUGCACAAGCCCUAUUGCCCAAUUGUAGCAGCUGGCUGCGCCGUGGAGUUGGGCCGAGGCAGGUUGCCCUGGGCGAUCGCGUGGGAUCGACUGGGAGGUCAGGUCUGCAAGGUCGGUCAGCAAGGCACACCCAUGGAGGAGAAGCUCGAGGAACUGAACCUCAAGGGCAGCACCACGCUGACAGAUGAGACGGACUUGGUGUGGGUGUUCGCUUCAGUCGCUGAAGACAGCUGGGGUGGCAGUCGGACCUACAUCAAGCAGUUUGUUAAGAAGCACCUCCCGGCAAAUGUGCUGAUUGACAUUGCAAAGGGCGGACCAGUUGAGGAGAUUAAGACCGAUUUGGUGAGGCUGAGCUACAUCGUGCACACCUUCGACUGCCUGACCACUCACUAUGGAGACCCGGUGGCGAAGAGGAAAGUCAUUGUCCUUGGAAGCCGCGUGCGGAAAGGUGAGACCAUUCAGGGAGCCUCCAUGCCUCCAAGGAGCGCAGCUGAGCCUGCUAGUAUUCAGAGAACGCUGGACCCUGCGGCAUGUUCAGUGAAACCUCAGUGGCUCGACCCGGGCACGGUGGUGAACGUGAACCACAAAAUCUCCACGUCAGGAGACCGCAUGCUCCCGUGGCCGGCAGGGCACUUCGCUAGCAGCCAAGAUGGAGAGGCCAAGGAGCUUAUCUACGACAUCCGUGGGCCUGCGUUAACUUGUAGGAGGGGCAAGUCCAUGGUUGUGCUUGAUCAUCGAGGCGCAGAAGUGCAAGCAAGGCGGCUUGGAGCAGAAGAAGAGUGGCUCCUCAAUGGUGGGCGCCUCGAAGACGUUCACAUGCUGCGAGAGCUCGGGACGAAGCAGGACUUCUUCAAGAAGGACGCGGCCAUGAAGUUCCCACAGCAGAGUGCCCACAGGCUGGUCGCUUGGUUUGAGCGUUGGAGGCAAGAUCGGCCAGAAGCGGACCCAGCAGGACAAGAACGUGUAGGAGUGUGCUUCGACGCUGACAGGGCCAGGGCCGAUGAGCAGGUGAAGGCAUGGAUGAGGGCCUGGCAAGGGGAUCAUCAGAACCCUAGAGCCAGCUAUGAGAGAUGGAUGGCAACCCAGCGGCAAGACCCGGAGGCCCUCGAAAAGAUCGGAGGACGCAGGCAGACUGGGUUGAAGAGAGCGAAGUCCGCCCCUCCUGACCGUCUGGUGCUUCCAAGCGCGAUUGGACGAGGUCGAGAACGACUUCAGCUGGAUGCAAAUCAGGAACUUCAACGCGACCGGGCAUGGCUGGAUGCAUUGGCGGCUGAGGCGGUGAUGUCCAAGCUCUCGGAGGGCACGCGUGCGGGCUACGAGGUCGGGUGGAAGCAGUGGUGUCUCUGGCGUCGCAUGGGCAACAAGGGCGUCUACCUCGUCGGGGAGACCAAGGACGAGAGGAAGGCCGAUGAGGAUGAGCUUCUGCGAUUCAUGACCUACCUGGCCCACGUCAUGGGGAGGACAGAGGGCACCGUGAAGCAAAGGCCCUUUGCUAUCAAGAUGGGCCAUCUAGUGGCUGGACACGAUGACCCCACCUUGAACCGGGUCCGCAUCUGGGCAGCGCUGAAUGGCUUCAAGCGAUGGCAACCAGAGACGAAGCGCAAGUAUCCGGUGCUCCCUGGCAUGCUCGUCUGGAUCCACCGCCAUCUGCGCUCUUGCGACACUCUGAGCAAGGGUGAUCAAGUGAUCCUCUGGGCUGCCAUUAUGGUGGGGUUCUUCUUCCUGCUGCGGGCCUCAGAGUUCUUAGUCACGGUCGGCCGAUCGUGGGGCAGCACACGCACCCUGAAGGGCAGCGACAUCGAGGCGCGCAAGGACAACAUGCAGGUGACGAACUUCCACCAGGCGGAGGAGGUGGUGAUCUACCUUAAAGGAUCUAAGACAGACCAAUAUAACCAAGGCACAGUGCGCAACCAGUUCAAGAGUGGCAACGAGCUGUGCGUGGUCAGCGCCCUCGCGGACUACCAGAACAUCAAGCCUGAACGUUUUGCAGGAGCAGAAGAAAAUCAGCCCCUGUUCAGGUUCGAGGAUGGCAAGCCGUUGCAGCGCGGGGACAUUCAGAACCUGAUCCAGCUGGCAGCGGUGGCAGAUGGACAAUCUACGACCCGGUAUGGCUCGCACAGCCUCCGUAUUGGAGGAGCAACAGCAAUGUAUCAGACCACGAAGGACUUGGACGUGGUCAAAAGAUUUGGGAGAUGGAAUUCAGAUGCAUUCCAUGGCUAUCUUUGGGAGUCGCAUGAGCGCCAGAGGGACCUCGCGAAGGGCAUGGCUGGUGCAGAUGGUCAACUUCUUGCACCAAGGAAGAACAAGGGCUAUGAGGCGGCGCCCCGACACCAAGAGAAGCCAAAACAAAGGAUUGCUGACACGCCUACAGGACUACAAAGCUCCAUGAAGGUGGGAUCAAUGGGCAGCGUGAGCGAGGACUACGCCUUAGGCAACUUAACGAAGAUCACGGAGGGCAUGGCUAUGACACCUCGAAUGGCAAGACAACGACCCACGUGGAGCUCUAUGGCGAGAUCAGCUUCGGAUGGAAAGCAACCAACUGGUGUCAGAAAAUGCAACCUGGAAGAUGCUGCCUCCAAGAGGGUCUUGGUGAUUCCUGUGGAAUUGGAUACCUGUGCCGAGCGGAAGUGCACCUUCUUCGAGGCCCUGCCGCCGCUCGCCGUGCCGGGCCGCGAGGGCGUGGGCGCUGUGCGGUGGCGGCAGCACGUGGCCAGCCUCAGCGCGGUGGAGGUGGAAGCUUCACCACCCCAUCAAGCGGCCACCGGCGGCUACGGCGGAACGGCGUCGCCCUCUGCGCGGGACCAAACGAUGUAG
This is a messenger RNA of Durusdinium trenchii, 12882 nucleotides long. The record is from the annotation of a GenBank genome assembly. Lineage: Eukaryota; Dinophyceae; Suessiales; Symbiodiniaceae.